UUGAUCGGGCCAGCACUCAGCACUGUGAGUGAGAGUCAGUCGAGAGAGAAUCGAGAGCGAAACUGAGAGAGAAGAUGCCGUGCCUCAACCUGUCGACGAACGCGAGCUUGGAUGGGGUUGACACCUCUUUCAUCUUAUCCGAAGCUACCAAGACUGUCGCUAAGAUCAUCGGGAAACCAGAGGCUUAUGUGAUGAUUGUACUGAAAGGGUCAGUUCCAAUGUCAUUUGGUGGGACUCAGCAACCAACAGCUUAUGGUGAGCUGGUAUCCAUUGGUGGUCUCAACCCUGAUGUCAACAAGAAAUUGAGUGCUGCAAUUGCAACGAUUCUUGAGACAAAGUUAUCUGUUCCUAAGGAUCGAUUCUUCCUCAAAUUUUACGAUUCAAAGGGCCAUCAAAGCAAAGAUUAUGCACAGUGUUUGCAUGCUUUACAUCAGCAAUAGAUCGUGGUUCAGACUUUGGAUGGAAUGGAUCGACCUUCUAAACGCUGUAGUGCUUCGGCUGUGUUGUCUUGAAUCUCUGCAAUAUAUAGAAGCAACUCGGUAUUCUUAUUAUAAACUCUCAUGACUGUUGUGGGGAUGCUGAGAAAGAAUAUUCUGUUAUGUUAUCUGAUAGACAUGUAUAAUUGGAGGGAUUUGGAGAUGUGAAACACCUAAUUCUAUUGCUAGUUUUGACUCUUA
Molecule: messenger RNA, 677 nt
Organism: Telopea speciosissima
Lineage: Eukaryota; Viridiplantae; Streptophyta; Magnoliopsida; Proteales; Proteaceae
Product: macrophage migration inhibitory factor homolog
Exons: 4
Coding region: 75-440 (121 amino acids)
Molecular function (GO): phenylpyruvate tautomerase activity
Source: RefSeq, a predicted model, not a curated record